CUCCCCCCGGUGGUGAUGUCACCGGCUCAGUGGAGCUCGAGCAUCCUCACCAAAGACACCGAGACAACAGAGCCAUUUUGACCGCUUCGCUUCCCCAAAGCUGCGGCCAAAGGGGCCACCUUCCCUCCUCAGUCCUCAAGAGAGGUCCAGUUAGGGUGGAAAAGGCCAGUCGGGGCAGAGGAGGCGGGUGUUCUGGUCGGCAGAUUUCGUCGCUGACAUUCUCCUCCCCGUCCCAGUUUCAUGAGGAGGAGGAGAGGCUGGUGACAGACCUGGAGGAGAGCGGCGGAAGUGGAGGUAUCCACGGGGUCUGGAUGUGAAACCUACAGGCACGACAAACACGGUCUGUUCCCAGGAACUGUGUGGAGAGACCUGCAGGCCCCACGUCUGGGUUCCAGAGAAGGCCCCCCGAGGUGCUGAGAAGACAUCGCCAUGGCAGGGGCCUCGGUGAAGGUGGCGGUGCGGGUCCGCCCCUUCAACUCAAGAGAGACGGAGAAAGAAAGCAAAUGCAUCAUCCAAAUGUGUGGAAACACCACCACCAUCAUCAACCCCAAGCAGGCCAAAGACAACAAGAGCUUCAACUUUGAUUACUCCUACUGGUCGCACACAUCGCCAGAGGAUAUCAAUUAUGCCUCCCAGAUGCGCGUGUACAAAGACAUCGGAGAGGAAAUGUUGCUUCAUGCUUUCGAAGGAUACAACGUCUGCAUCUUUGCAUAUGGUCAGACCGGCGCGGGCAAAUCCUACACGAUGAUGGGAAAACAGGAUGUCAAGGAUCAGCAAGGAAUCAUCCCACUGCUUUGUGAAGAUCUUUUCACGAAGAUCAAUGAUAAUACAGACAACAGCCUGUCCUACUCUGUGGAGGUCAGCUACAUGGAGAUCUACUGUGAACGAGUGCGGGACUUGCUGAACCCUAAGAACAAAGGGAACCUCCGCGUCAGAGAACAUCCUCUGAUGGGUCCGUACGUUGAGGACCUGUCCAAACUGGCUGUCACUUCUUACAACGACAUCCAGGAUCUGAUGGACUCUGGCAACAAAGCCAGGACUGUGGCUGCCACCAACAUGAAUGAAACCAGCAGUCGCUCUCACGCAGUUUUUAACAUCAUAUUUACUCAGAAACGCUUCGAUGCGGAGACCGACAACACCUCUGAAAAGGUCAGCAAAAUAAGCCUGGUGGAUCUGGCCGGCAGCGAGAGAGCGGACUCUACAGGAGCCAAAGGAACCAGGCUUAAGGAAGGAGCUAAUAUCAACAAGUCUUUAACCACAUUGGGGAAAGUUAUUUCUGCUUUGGCAGAAGUGGAUUCUGGACAGAACAAGAAUAAAAAGAAGAAGAAAGUGGAAAGCUUCAUUCCAUAUAGAGAUUCAGUCUUAACCUGGCUGCUGAGAGAGAACUUGGGGGGAAAUUCUCGAACGGCGAUGAUUGCCGCUCUGAGUCCAGCUGACAUCAACUACGAUGAAACCCUCAGCACCCUCAGGUAUGCUGACCGUGCCAAACAGAUUCGCUGCAACGCUGUCAUCAACGAGGAUCCAAACAACCGAUUGGUGCGUGAGCUGAAAGAGGAAGUGUCCCGUCUGAAAGACCUCCUGUAUGCCCAGGGACUGGGUGACAUCAUUGAGACCUAUCGAGCAACUGGCGCUGACAUAGAGGGUUUGAAACUGACCAAUGCCAUGACGGGGAUGAGCCCAUCGCCAUCCCUCUCAGCCUUGUCCAGCCGCGCCGCCUCUAUUGCCAGUCUUCAUGACCGCAUUAUGUUCAGCCCAGGCAGCGAGGAAGCCAUCGAGCGGCUGAAGGAAACUGAGAAAAUAAUUGCCGAACUAAACGAGACCUGGGAAGAAAAGCUCCGCCGGACAGAAGCCAUUAGAAUGGAAAGAGAGGCCCUGCUGGCAGAAAUGGGUGUGGCGAUACGAGAAGAUGGCGGCACCGUUGGUGUGUUCUCUCCUAAAAAGACGCCUCAUUUGGUGAACCUCAAUGAGGAUCCUUUGAUGUCCGAGUGUCUGCUGUACUACAUUAAAGAGGGAACCACCAGGGUGGGCCGUUUGGACGCCAGCAGCCGUCAAGACAUCGUCCUCAGCGGCCAUUUUAUCCAGGACGAGCACUGCACCUUUACGAGAUGCGCUGGCCCGUCAGGGGAAACAGUUGUCCUAGAGCCCUGCGAAGGAGCCGAGACUUACGUCAAUGGAAAGAGAGUGACAGAAGCAACAGUUCUGAAGUCAGGAAAUCGCAUCAUCCUGGGGAAAAGCCACGUGUUCCGGUUCAACCACCCUGAGCAGGCUAGAGCUGAAAGGGAGCGGACCCCCUGCGCUGAGACCCCUGCUGAGCCUGUUGACUGGGCUUUUGCCCAGAGAGAGCUGUUGGAGAAACAGGGCAUUGACAUGAAACAAGAAAUGGAACAGAGGCUUCAGGAGCUGGAGGAUCAGUACCGUAAAGAAAGAGAAGAAGCCAACAAUCUUCUAGAGCAGCAAAGACUGGAUUAUGAGAGCAAGCUUGAGGCUUUACAGAAGCAGGUAGACCGUUAUUACCCAGAAGCCCCUGAAGAAGAGGAGGAACCAGAAGAGGAAGUUCAGUGGACGGAGAAGGAGAGAGAGCUGGCUGUGUGGGGCUUCAGGAAGUGGAGGUGCUACCAGUUCACCUCGCUGCGUGACCUGCUGUGGGGAAAUGCCAUCUUUCUUAAAGAAGCCAAUGCCAUCAGUGUAGAACUCAAAAAGAAGGUCCAGUUCCAGUUUGUGUUACUCACAGACACUCUCUACUCCCCACUUCCUCCUGACCUGUUGCCCCCAGAGGCGACUGAAGACACAGAAAGUAGACAUUUUCCUCGUACUAUUGUGGCUGUGGAAGUGCAAGAUCAGAAGAAUGGAGCAACUCACUUCUGGACGUUAGAAAAAUUAAGGCAAAGGCUUGACCUCAUGCGAGAGAUGUAUGACCGUGCUGCUGAUGUGUCCAAUAAUACCACAGAGGAGAGUGAAAGUGUCGUGACAAGGGGUGACCCUUUUUACGAUCGCUUCCCAUGGUUCCGCCUGGUCGGCAGAAAUCCCAUUUUCAACACAUGCAUGAGCGAGCGCAUGAGUGACCCCACCCCAUCCCCGACCCUUUCCACCUCUGAAAUUACUGAGCUGGCUGACUCGCAGAGGGAGGGUCGAGGGGAGGAGGAGGAAUUGGAGGAGUUGGACGACCUGGAUGAUGAUAUCUUUUUGGACGACCCGUGCUCCGAGCUCGGGCCAGAUGAUGAUGAUGAUGAUGAUGUUGGAGGGCUCUGCCGAGGCUCCAGCGAAGGCCUGGACCCCUUUUACGACCGCUCUCCAUUAUUCAGUGUAGUGGGAAGGGCUUUCGUCUAUCUGAGCAACCUGCUGUACCCGGUUCCUCUGGUGCACCGUGUGGCCAUCGUCAGCGAGAAAGGAGAGGUGAAGGGCUUCCUGCGCGUGGCCGUUCAGGCCAUAUCAGGUGCUCUCUGUUUCCCUCCAGCUGACGAGGAAGCUCCCGACUACGGCUCCGGCGUGAGACAGUUGGGCACGGCCAAAAUCUCUUUUGAGGAUCAACAGUAUGAGAAGUUCCAGUCGGAGUCGUGCUCUGUCGGAAUUGGACUGAGCCGCACAGGGGUUUCUCAGGAAGAGCUUCGGAUCGUGGAGGGGGAAGGCCAAAAUGCUGAAACGAGCCCGUCAGCAGAUGAGGUCAACAACAACACAUGUGCGGCUGGUGCAGACGAGAUGGAGAAUCCAGCGAAGGCGGGUCCGGAUGCAGCUUCAGAUGCGACUUUGGAGCACCUGAAAAUUGGGGACAUUUUUACCUUCAGGGUGACUGUCCUGCAGGCCUCCAGCAUUUCUGCUGAAUAUGGCGACAUCUUCUGUCAGUUUAAUUUCAUCCAUCGGCAUGACGAGGCCUUCUCUACGGAGCCGCUGAAAAACACCGGCCACGGGCCUCCUCUUGGCUUCUACCACGUGCAGAAUAUUGCUGUUGAAGUGACCAAGUCCUUUGUGGACUACAUAACGACUCAACCGAUCGUCUUUGAGGUGUUUGGACACUACCAGAAACAACCUUUUCUUCCUCUGUGUAAAGAUGUCAUCAGUCCACUUCAUGCAUGCAAAAGGCAAUUUCCACAAGUGAUGCCUCUUUCCAAACCAGUGCCUGCCACCAAGCUGAAGGCGAUGACACGUCCCCAGGCGGGGCCCCGCCACUGUAAACACGAUCUGAUGGUGUUCUUUGAGAUCUGCGAGCUUGAGGCUAACGGAGAUUACAUCCCUGCAGUCGUAGACCACAGAGGAGGCUUGCCAUGCCAGGGUACAUUCCUACUGCACCAGGGCCUCCAGAGGAGAAUAGCUGUCACCAUCGUGCACGAGUCUGCUGGAGACAUAGAGUGGAACGAUGUCCGAGAGCUAGUUGUGGGGCGUUUACGCAACACUCUGGAAGCCGACGAGACCGUCAUCGACCCAAACAUACUCUCACUUAACAUCUUAUCUGCUGGUUACGUCGAGCCCCUGCAGGAUGACAGACAGUUUCUUGAUUCGGACAUGCCUAGCAUUUCCCUGGGAAUUGACCAUAGGACUUUUUACCGCUUUGAGGCUGCUUGGGACAGCUCGAUGCACAACUCUCUGCUCCUGAACCGAGUCACGCCGUACGGAGAGAAGAUCUACAUGACCCUCUCGGCCUACUUGGAGAUGGAGAACUGCACGCAGCCUGCAUACAUAACCAAAGAUAUCUGUAUGGUGUUUUACUCACGGGACACCAAGCUCUCGGCCUCUCGUUCAAUCCGCAACCUUUUUGGUACGGGGAGCCUGAGAGCAGCGGAUGGAAACCGAGUAACUGGAGUUUACGAGGUCAGCUUGUGUCACCUUGCAGAUGCUGGAAGUCCAGGCAUGCAGAGGAGACGCAGGCGAGUGCUGGACACCUCUGUGGCCUACGUCCGUGGAGAGGAGAACCUGGCUGGGUGGAGGCCACGCAGUGACAGCCUGAUCCUGGAGCACCAGUGGGAGCUGGAGAAACUCAGUCUCCUCCAAGAUGUGGAGAAAACCAAACAUUUCCUCCUGCUGAGGGAGAAACUGGAGUCCACCCUGCUGACGGGCCAGGAGUCCCUUCAGUCCUGCGUCACCGAGGAGACCGGUGAGUCCACUGCAGUGGCCGAGGCAGACCCGGGGCCCGCCUUCAGCUCUGAGAUGACCACCGACAGGCAGAGGGAGCUCGCUGCCAAGUGUUUGCGGCUGCUCACUCACUCCUUCAACAGAGAAUACAGCCAUGUGUGUGUCAGCGCCAGUGAAAGCAAGAUCUCUGAGAUGUCUGUCACGUUGCCGAGAGACGCCGCCUCCAUUUCUGCUCUCAACACAAUCACACCCUCCUCAACAUGCCCUUCUCUGGUGGAGGGCUGCUAUCACAACACUGAGCUCAAACCUCCUCCGCCUCUGUCUCGUGCGGUCAGCCCCAGUCCUGAACCGCAGCAGGAUGGAGCGGACAAAAAGUCCAUGAAUGUAGGUUCUGACGUCAAACCUCGGACUCGAAAACUUAUCCCUGACAUACAGGAGAUCAGAGUCAGCCCAGUCGUAUCGAAGAAGGGCUACAUCCACUUCCUGGAGCCGCACACCAACGGAUGGGUGAAGCGCUACGUGGUUGUGCGGCGGCCAUACGUUUACAUCUACAACUCUGAGCGAGACACGGUGGAGCGGGCCAUUCUCAACCUGUCCUCCGCCCAGGUGGAGUACAGUGAGGACCAGCAGGCCAUGCUGAAGACUCCAAAUACGUUUGCGGUGUGUACAGAACAUCGUGGCAUAUUACUUCAAGCCACUAAUGACAAAGAAAUGCAUGACUGGCUCUAUGCAUUCAACCCUCUUCUUGCUGGAACUAUCAGGUCAAAGCUGUCGAGAAGACGAGCCGGACAGAUGAGGAUUUGAGGAAAAAAAGAUAGAUGCAAAGACUACAAUGUACAUACUUCCCUGUUCUCCUCAUUCCCAUCGUCACCGGCAGCCAUCUUCCCCCCUGCUCAGUCUCCGUUCCGUUGUUCGUGUCCUCGCCGUCGGGUUUUUCCUGUUGGGCCUUAGCAACGCGCAAAGAAACCUCUGGAAGAAUCAGUCACCGUACUGUACCGGCAUUAUUUCACAGCUUGAGAACGGAGGAGGCAGCGGUUUCUCAUGCCAGACUCCAUUUGUACGAUUAACGUGCUGUAGUUGUUGUCAGUGACACAUCAAGCCUUUCUCAUUUAUUACUUAAAAUAAAUAAAGCAAACAACACAGGGACAUGUGUUCUUUAAUCAUGCCACCGCUGCACUACUAGCUAAGCUCUCAUCGCUACAUUUGCAUCGGUAAAAUAGGAAACCACGUAGAUUCCUCUCUGCUCCGUUUUACUGCUAAACAUAAAGCUUCAACUGGUUUAACCUUAACGGUCAGAAAAAUAAAAGCUGAAAUAAAACUAAUAAUUAAAAAAGCAAACAACUCAAACUUCUUCAACAUCAGACUUAAGCACACACAGCGGGGCAACAACAUGGCACCUCCUCAAACUGCAGCCUGUGAAUCCAUAACAUUUAGAGUAUGAGGAUAUUUUAUGUCUACAUGACGGACUCAAACAUCACCACCUUGUUUUCCUCUCAGUACGAUUUCUUUCUCUCUCUGACUUGUUUGAAAUGUGAUAUAUUUAGAUUUCUAACAGCCUAAUUAUUUAUUUCCGCAUGUAUUUAUUUACAAAGACGUUUAUAUUUCUAAAGUAGUACUCAGUGCAAUUUCUGCACAUGGCACUUUUUAAUGAGUUCCUGAACUAUUUGAAUAAUAAAAGCCUCGUCCCUACGGUUUCGCUUUUAAAGUAAUCCAAUAACGUGCUCUGUUUCUUUGUGCUGAAGAAAACUUGAAAAAUACAGCAGCCCUGAACGAUUAGGAUAGCUUAACCUUUGACCCAGCUGAUGUCCCUUGUAACGUUUUUGAUAUUUAGUCGGUCUUGUCAUCCCUCCUAAAAUGGGAAAACAGUGGUUCCUCACAGCACAUGAUAUAAAACUGGCUUUCUGAAUAUGUGUAUAUUAAGUGUAGUGCCUCUUUUUUUAACAUUCUGCACAGUAUGCCUCUGCACCGAUUUCUUUAACCUCACAUCCUUCGCGCUGCUGUAAUCAUGUUCAGGAAACGUCUGCACGUCACAUAAUCACUUUGUGUUUUCUUUCAUCUUUUUAUUAUAUGCAUUUGAGACAAAAUGUUAAAACAAUUGGAAGAGAUUCAGCGUAUCUCAGGACUGUCAGCUUGCGUAGGGCUCUACUUCUUAACACGACAUGCAAAAUGUUUAAAAUGCAACCCGCCUGUAGCUUUAAUUGCUUCGUUUCUACUCAGUUUCAUUCCUUUGUUGUAUAUUUUAACUGAGGUUUAUCGCAUCCUAACACCACUCAGGUUGUGAGGUGUUCAGUGACUCUGGUGGAUUAGCAUGCCUCAGGUCUGCCAGCCUACGGAGCAUGCUCAGUUUGGCAACUGACUGCAAGGACAACAUCUAAAAGCAGAGAACAGGUGCAACCAUUAUAUUGCACACUCAGCGCAACGACGUUGCAUUUCUAGGAGCGAUUAGACAACUACAAACAUGCUAUCUUUUGUUUGUGUGUUUUCUAUAGAUGUGAUUCUUCCAGUACCUGAUAUGUUUACAGUCUUGUGUGAUGUGGAAAUAUUUUUGACUCAUUCGGUUGACGGAUCUCCUCACCUGCACAACUGUUGGUAGUCGUAAUAAAUCAACAAUUGGCUUGAAUUGGCGUUCUAAUCUCACGGCUCGCCUUCCGAACAGAACCAUUGUGCAUUUUAUCCACCUUCGUCGUGGAGCGAACGCUCUCCUGUUAAUCAUAACUCUGCAUCACGUUGUUUUAUUUCAAAGCCCUGACAGUCAACCUGUACGUAAUUGUUUCUGAUUAAUUUUGUUCUUACUGACUUUUUUUUUUUUUUUUAAGCAACCAAAGUUUUGUUGGUGCACUCACUUAAAAGUUCACUCUGAAUGUAUAAUAAUAAUAAUAUAUAGGAAUUCUUCUUCUGCUUCGAUGUUUUUCUGAACCUUCUGCUUUCCGGUUGGGGUUCCUCACUGAUUGUAAGGCGGUUAUCACCGGGGUGUACGCGGAGGCUCUGAGACCCGCCAUGUAAUAAUCUGUCUGCUUAUGUGUGGGACGAUUAUGGUUCACUGUGGCCUAGUUAAACUUUUAUGUCUUGUAGAAAGUAAUGCUCUUGGUUGCUUUUCCGCCGCCCUCCUUCUAGUAUUGGAAUCUACCCUCACCAUCCUGCUGCAGCAGCAGCCUUCACACACAAUCACCAACCUCUCUUUUCCAACCCUUGCCCCGUGAAGUAAUCUCACAUUCUUGUGCUUCCACGUCUAUUUUUUUUGUUGUUGUUGUUUUUGCACCAAUACAUUCCAUUGUUCUUCAAAGAUUUUUGCAUUGUAUAUAAACAUGAUUGCCGUGGACUGUGUAUCAUACAGUUGCACUCGUUAAACUCCUAAAUGGGCAGUAGUUCAGUCGGUGUCUGUUUGUUUGAGUUUCCUGUCAGAUGUUUGUGUACACUGAACACAUUGUCAUAUAUUAAAUAAAUCUGGAAGUGAUGAAACACUAAGCGA
Molecule: messenger RNA, 8533 nt
Organism: Xiphophorus couchianus (Monterrey platyfish)
Lineage: Eukaryota; Metazoa; Chordata; Actinopteri; Cyprinodontiformes; Poeciliidae
Gene: kif1aa
Product: kinesin family member 1Aa
Exons: 51
Coding region: 430-5868 (1812 amino acids)
Biological process (GO): microtubule-based movement
Molecular function (GO): microtubule motor activity; microtubule binding; ATP binding
Source: RefSeq, a predicted model, not a curated record